This is a messenger RNA of Scutellospora calospora, 525 nucleotides long. The record is from the annotation of a GenBank genome assembly. NCBI's taxonomy places the organism in Eukaryota, Fungi, Glomeromycota, Glomeromycetes, Diversisporales, Gigasporaceae.
AUAUUCCAAAAGAUUAUCGAGUUUUGGAUGCGUACACUAAUGCUCAAAAUGAACAAAAUGAACAAAACUUGCGGCCAAGUGAUACUAUUAUUGAAGCAAUUUUUGAUUUAAUGUCCAUUUCAUUAAUUAUAUUUAGUAUAGACGCGGUACACGCUUCCAAUUCAAGAACAGUUGCAAAGUUAGAUUCGAUCUUCUUGCGGUUAAUCAAUUAUUUUAUUCAAUCACUUAUAUUUGCUUUUUCAAUUGCUUUCACAAUUAUGAUUUAUAUAAAUACUCGUGAUAUUUUUUAUUUACAAUAUAUUAUUGUUUCUUCUUGUUUCAUGGCUAUAAAUUUUAUAUUGGAUGUUUGCGCAGGACAUGAACCUGAUAUUUUGUCUUCUAGUGAAUUUAUUGUUCAUUUGAUUUUUUUUAUUAUAGCUGUUGUACGUGGAUAUAUUACCAACAAUCGUUAUUUAUUUAUACUUUUACCUUCAUUAUUUGUUAUCAUUUUCCCAAUUAUUGCAUAUUUUACGGCUCUUAUUAAAG